CAAUCAUCCUUAACCUCUCCACACACUUUGCGAGUCAGCUGACAUAAAAGAGCACCCGCCAAGCACCAACCAUUUGAGAUAAGAAAAUCUCUACAACAAAACCAAGGCGCCACGUGUCGCCUCCUCAAUUUUCCUCCUAAAUUCUCCGAAUUUCUUCUUCUGUUGAAAGCUUGGUUUGGUGGACAAGGCAAAGGAGAAGAAGCAAGGAGGAAGAAAUAAAGCACCAAACUUUCACUGCCUAACCAUUUAUAAACCUCCAAGAGAGAGAGAGAGAGAGAGGGAGAUUUGAAGGUAAAAAAAGAUGUCAACAACUUCGUUGUGUUCGUCGACUCUUCAGUCCCAAAUUAGUGGCCUUGGUGGGGGUCUUAAGCCUCAAAGACGAGCUCUUUCUCAACCCACUUCGUUUACCUUAACAAGGAGAACAAUUAGGACUACAGUGAAGGCUACAGCUCGGGUUGAUAAGUACUCAAAAAGCGAUAUCAUUGUUUCUCCAUCUAUUCUCUCUGCUAACUUUUCAAAGUUGGGAGAGCAGGUAAAAGCAGUAGAGGUGGCUGGCUGUGAUUGGAUCCAUGUCGACGUUAUGGAUGGUCGCUUUGUCCCAAACAUUACCAUUGGACCUCUUGUGGUUGAUGCUUUGCGCCCUGUGACUGACCUUCCUUUGGAUGUGCACUUGAUGAUUGUGGAACCGGAGCAGCGAGUGCCAGACUUCAUCAAAGCUGGGGCUGACAUAGUCAGUGUUCAUUGCGAGCAAUCUUCUACCAUCCAUUUGCACCGUACACUUAAUCAAAUAAAAGGUCUGGGAGCUAAAGCUGGAGUGGUCCUGAACCCAGCCACACCUCUAAGUACAAUAGAAUACGUUCUUGAUUUUGUUGAUUUGGUCUUGAUUAUGUCUGUAAACCCUGGCUUCGGUGGACAGAGUUUUAUUGAGAGCCAAGUCAAGAAAAUUUCUGACCUAAGAAGAUUGUGCGCUGAGAAGGGAGUGAAUCCAUGGAUUGAAGUGGAUGGUGGAGUAGGUCCAUCAAAUGCGUAUAAGGUGAUUGAGGCUGGAGCGAAUGCUAUUGUUGCUGGUUCUGCUGUCUUUGGAGCUAAAGAUUAUGCCGAAGCCAUAAGAGGAAUCAAAACCGCCAAAAGGCCUGUAGCAGUUCCAGCUUGAACCAGUGAUCCUAUCUUUUCUUUAAUUUUGUGAUGCCAUAUUUCUGCAAUGCCAUGUAAUAUGCAUGAGUUGAACAGCAAAUUGAUCAUGCCAUCUUGUUACAGAAUAGUUGUCACUUCCUUUUAUAUUUGUUUUGUGAGGGGGAAAUAAAAAAGCAAUGGACUAAGUGGUAAGAGAGGUGUGUGAAUGAUUUGCAUACCAAUAUCCUUUGUAGGGAAUAAAUUAGUAAAACUCCCCUUAGCUUUGACAAAUCACUUCCAUAUAAAUUAAUAUUUUUGGGUCCA
Messenger RNA from Morus notabilis, 1437 nucleotides. RefSeq names its product ribulose-phosphate 3-epimerase, chloroplastic. The record is from RefSeq and is a predicted model, not a curated record. The transcript has 10 exons. Lineage: Eukaryota; Viridiplantae; Streptophyta; Magnoliopsida; Rosales; Moraceae. Gene Ontology annotation, biological process: pentose-phosphate shunt, non-oxidative branch; carbohydrate metabolic process; pentose-phosphate shunt. Gene Ontology annotation, cellular component: cytosol. Bases 302 to 1153 code for a protein of 283 amino acids. Gene Ontology annotation, molecular function: metal ion binding; D-ribulose-phosphate 3-epimerase activity.